Molecule: messenger RNA, 1623 nt
Organism: Rasamsonia emersonii CBS 393.64
Lineage: Eukaryota; Fungi; Ascomycota; Eurotiomycetes; Eurotiales; Trichocomaceae
Product: Flavin-containing monooxygenase
Exons: 3
Coding region: 1-1623 (540 amino acids)
Molecular function (GO): NADP binding; N,N-dimethylaniline monooxygenase activity; flavin adenine dinucleotide binding
Source: RefSeq, a predicted model, not a curated record
AUGGUCCGCUCAACUGCACGUGCAAAGCAAGAAGGCAGUCAACUGUUCCUUCCCAGCUAUCACUCGCUCUCGAGCCGUUGUGCAAUGUCUUUACUGGACAGAGUUCGUUCAAUUCUCGGCUUCGCUCUGAAGAAUCCCUUUUCUUUCCUGUAUCUGCUCUUCCAGAGAAUCCUCAAUCUGAUCUUUUCCCCCGCUCCACCGCCACCCUGCAGCACGCUUCGUCGCCCAAGAAUUGCCGUAAUUGGUGCAGGCUUGACUGGCAUUUCUUCUGCUGCUCACUGUGUUGGACAUGGCUUUGAUGUGAAGAUAUUCGAGGCAAGGUCGAAGGAGAAGGGGUUGGGUGGGAUAUGGAGCCGUGUAAAUUCGACAUCCGCUCUUCAAAUCCACAGUCUCCUCUUCCGGUUCCAUCCCUCCAUGAAAUGGGAUUCAGCCUAUCCGACUCAGAAUGAAAUUCGGGAACAGAUUGUUGCUCUUUGGAAACGCUACGGUCUUCAGGGUAAAACUGUGUUUAACACCCCAGUAACAUCUGUGAAAAAGACUUCCUCAGAACAAUGGAUCAUCAAUGAGAACGAAGCGGAGCAUGGACUCUUCGAUGCGAUUAUCGCCGCCGUUGGCGCAUGUGGGGAUCCCGCGAUGCCUUAUCUGCCUGGACAGGAGAAAUUUAAAGGCCCAACAUUACAUUCUUCAGAACUUGAUGGCAAAGAAUUCAAGGGCAAAAAGGUGCUCAUCAUUGGCGGCGGUGCAAGUGCCGUCGAGGCCCUCGAGUAUGCCGUCAGCUGCGGAGCUGGUGGAAUCGACGUGCUGUCACGAUCCGAUAAAUGGAUCAUUCCCAGGAACGUCUUCGUCGAUUUUCUUCUCUCGUUAAAUAUCUUUGGCGGAGAGACGUCGUUCGCUUGGAUUCCGGAGUGGUUACUCCGCAAGUUCUUCUACCGGGACCUCGACGAUAUUUCUCCAGCCGAAAUCGGCUUAUACACGGAGACACCAAUGGUCAGUUCACAGCUUUUCGACCAGAUCCGGUCAGGAAAAGCGCGCUGGUUGCGCGGUGAUAUUAUCUCCGUGGAAGAGAACGGGAUCAUGUUCAACCAUCGCGCCAAGGGCGUACCCAAGGGUGGUCCUGGCCACCAGGCACUGGUGCCAGGGGACGUUAUCAUCAUGGCUAUGGGAUACAAACGACCAUCUCUCUCGUUCCUGCCAGACAAAGUGUUUGAAGGUCGGUAUGGCCCCCCUAACUGGUACUUGCAGGUCUUCCCUCCCCAGGAGCCUAGCAUCUGUGCGACGAACAGCACCUAUGUCAACGCUAUCGGAACGGUCGGGAGUUUUCAUAUCGGCAUCUACACACGGCUCCUGCUCAUGUUUCUUGUCGACCCAUUGACCCGACCGAAUGAACACCUAAUGAAGAUGUGGAUCGAAUUCACGAUGUUCAUGAAGACGUUUGCGCCCACAGGGGCAUUCGAUUUCUUCACAUAUACGGAACUACUCUACUGGUACUGUUUCGUGAGCAUCAUCAACCCGUUUCGGUGGAAAUGGGUGCCGUUCGUGUUCUUUGGUAUUGGCCGUUCUCUCCCCAUAAAGGUAGUCGAGCAGGAAGACCGCCUUCGGGGGGUGAAUGGGAAAAAUAAAUGA